Chironomus riparius is the source of this 769-nucleotide messenger RNA. Lineage: Eukaryota; Metazoa; Arthropoda; Insecta; Diptera; Chironomidae. The record is from the annotation of a GenBank genome assembly.
CAAUAACCCCUUGUUUACAUACAUAUGCGUUGUCCUUAAUAAAAUAAUAAUUUUAAGACAGUUCGGUAAUAAAUAAUGACUACGUCUGGAGAAGCACCAGAAACAGAUUCUGAAGAUGAACAGUAUGUUUUCAACUCUUCUUACGCAAAGAUUGGAAACGAAACUAAUUUAGAAUGUCCAAAUGUAGCUGUGAAUAGUUCGCAUGAUAUUAUAAUCAAAGGAAAAGUAGUUGAAGGAUUAUCGGAAGCAGAAGAUUUGCUUAAUACACCGCUUGGGACAGAAAUAACAGAAAGUUUUUCACCAUUACAUGUUGAUCCACUAAGGAAAAGAAUAAAUGAGCUUUCAACAAUUACGGUAAAGAAUUUUAUUCAGGAACGAAUUGCUCCAAUUUCCAAAAAAAUUAUGGAUACUGAUAACUCUUUAAUUAAUACACAGUUAACUCUCCAAAAUGUAUCUACAUCAAUGAAAAAUGCCAGCGAGCGAUCAACGAGAAUCAAUACAAAAUUCCAAACUGUGAUCAGCAGUGACUUCCUUCCGCAAAUUAAUAGACUUUAUUCUUGAAUGUCAUUGGAAUCAUUGGAGAAAAGUUUUGCGAAAAUAUAAUUUUUAAUUUCAUUUUUUGCUUUAAAGGAAGAGGGUUUGGGGGGUUAUUAUACUUUUAAAUUAUUGAUCAUAUUCGAAUCAAAUUUUGCAAUUUUAAUGAAUAUAUUUUGUUCCGCAUUUUACAAAAAUAUGUAUGCUCUACAAAAAUGAUAGAAAUUAAUAUUUU